Molecule: messenger RNA, 2388 nt
Organism: Marchantia polymorpha subsp. ruderalis
Lineage: Eukaryota; Viridiplantae; Streptophyta; Marchantiopsida; Marchantiales; Marchantiaceae
Source: the annotation of a GenBank genome assembly
CUCUCUCUCUCUCUCUCUGCCAGACUCGUAGUCCGGCCAAGCUCCGAGAUAGAGGAGCUUUUGUCCGCGAGAUAGGGAAGAGAGCACGCGGAGCGUGUGUCACUGGCCUGAUCCCUCAAUUUCCAGUCGCUUGUGCGCAGGAGGAGAGACAGGGCAGGCAGGCAGGCAGGCGGGCGAGGGGAGAGAGAGAGAGAGAGAGAGAGAGAGAGAGCGCGAGCGCGAGAGAGAGAAGAGGGAGAGUCUGGGGAUGGGGAUGGGGGGAGGGCAGGGUGUGGGGAGGAAAUUGCAGGGAUUGUUGUUGUUGGCUAAAGUCCAGCAGUGCUAGUUUCUAUAAGCAUGAGUCCUCGGCAGCAUCUUGCCACUCGUCGUCGUUGUUGUUGUCAGCGCGUUUGUUGACGCUUCGGGGCUGGCGGAUCUCUUCUGCUCUCUUUCUGCCUCUCGGUCUCAGCACCCUCUAUCUGUUUUUCCGCUGGUUUCUGUCUUUGUGACGUGAUCGUUUUCUUGGCAGUUCCGAGGGACUCGCACGCGCUCUGGCUCUAAGUACUCCCCCCCCCCCCCCCCCCCCCCCCCCCCCCCAGUCGUUGGAGAUGGAAUCCACAUGAUUUUAGAAGUGAUCGACUUACACUUGUAUCAGAGUUCGAGUUAGAUAGGUGAGGCAUUGGGUGCGACCAAGUCAUUCUCACGUGGAUCACAGACGGUGCCAACGGCAACAUGAUGAGAAGAUCAUCGUCAAGAAGGACAUCUUCUGGGGUGCUGCCUGCCACUGCCACCGCAUCUGCAGGGAACAAGGCUGCCGCUAAGGAGCAGGAAAAGAUUGAUGCCCUGUUUGCUCAGUAUGUGGACAGAAACGAAGAAUCCUGUAUAGGGCCUGAAGGAAUAGAAGCUUUGUGCCAAGAUCUUGGACUCUCGCCAACAGAUAUUCAAGUGUUGCUUCUAGCAUGGAAGUUACAAGCCUCCAGACAGGGUUAUUUCUCCCUGGACGAAUGGAGGAGAGGGCUGAAAGCUAUGCGAGUUGAUAGUCUGGAGAAACUUAAGAAAGCUCUUCCAAUACUUCAGCAAGAGGUAGCUAAUUUGUAUACCUUCAAGGAAUUCUACACAUUCUCUUUUCAGUAUUGCUUGACAGAACCUCGACAGAAGACUCUUGACCUGGAGACGGCAUGCCAAAUGCUAGAGUUGGUACUGGGACCUCGACCACAUUUGUCGAACUUCGUACAGUUCUUGCAGGAGCAAACUGAGUACAAGGCUAUGAAUCUUGACCAAUGGAACGCCUUUCUUCGAUUCUGUGAUGAGAUCAAACCCGACCUUAGCAACUACGAUGAAAAUCAAGCCUGGCCAUUGCUUCUUGACAACUUCGUGGAAUGGGCCCGUAAGGGCAGGAAUUGCUGAGGAGUGCCAUCAGGGCUUCAAAUGGUGUUUUCUUAUGGCCGUUUCAUGCAUUGAGCAAGAAAGACUGGUUACGGACCUAGCUUUAUGACCGUGUACAGGUGGUUUUCUGAAGCAGUAUGCUCAGCGUUGGGACUUAUUUUAGUGGUUGCAACAGGCAGCACUGCUGAUCUUGGAUUGGGUGAAGGAGACACCAUUAGCGCACUGGAUAGAUCAAAAUGAUACCGAAAAUUGGUGAAAUUCUGGAGAGUUUUUAAACGUCUUUGCGGCUCUUAGAGUUAUAAGUUGCUCCAUUAGAGGCCUUUGGAAUUCCCGGAGAAUUAUACCUGCAUAUGCGCUUCAUGUCCAACCAUCGAGUUUGCAGUUUAGUGGCCUCUUGCCAAUAGAAGCAGCCAAGAGGUGUUCGACCUUCUGAAUCUCCUCUGACGUGAGGAGUACAACAGGAGAAGUCAGGUGGGAGUGUUGCAGCAGCGGCGUGAUGCUUACAAUAAAGAACGGUGAUCAUGACAAAUAGAACAAAUUCGUUGCAUCUCCUGUGCGAAUUUUCAUGGCAAGAAAGGGCCCAGUCAGUAAAAAAGAGCAGCUAUAUGCAUGUUGCAUCUGCUACGCGCACGCUGCCUAUCCAAUUCGUAGGUUCCUUGGGAGUCUACGAAUGAUUUCCACUCGCGGAGGCAAGUUUAUCUUUCAUGAUUUAAUGGAAUUUGGGAAGAUUUUCUUCCAAUGUUAACUCACUUGCACAUUGCUUUUCGCAUAAGUUGGAAGAAUGUCCUCUGCGAAGCAAGCAAACCAAUGGUUCAUGUUUCUUCUCCUCAACAGGAUUUUCUGCGUCAUUUUGAAAGCAGAGUAAUAGCAAGUAUCAUAGUAUACUUGCUGAUGAAAGAUGAGCUGUAUAAUCAGUCCUUGCCAGUUAUCCUGCAGUUUUCCUAGAAACUGACUCACUUAGGCUUUCAUCCAUACCGCACUACCAAAUUAAAUUGUCUUUGUCGUAACAGCUGUGCGUAACGC